AUGGUUCCAGACCAAAUAAACGGAUACCGCUGGGACAUUCCAGAACGAUACUCAUCCCUGACACCCAUUGGCUGUGGAGCAUUCGGGACCGUUUGGCAUUUUCUGAUUUUUCUCUUUAGUUCUGCACACGACAAUGUAUUGCACAGGCCCGUGGCAAUUAAGCGCAUCAACAAACCAUUUGACGCUCCUGAAUAUGCCAAACGAACCUACCGGGAGUUGGCAAUACUGGCUCACAUUGACCACGAAAACAUAAUUACCCUAAUUGACGUAUUCACGCCUCAAACGACAAUGGAAACUUUCAGUGAAAUAUAUCUCGUAAUGCCAAAGAUGGCUGCGGAUUUGGAGGCCGUCAUUAAGGAGCAGAGCCUUGACGACGAACAAAUAACCUUCCUUGCCUACCAGAUUCUUCGAGCGCUCAAGUACAUGCACUCUGCCAACCUCAUCCACAGGGACUUGAAGCCGCGCAACAUCGCCGUAGACGUGGACUGUAACCUCCGGAUUAUCGACUUUGGUUUGGCCCGACAGAUGACAGAGGACAUGUCACUUUACGUUGUCACUAGAUGGUAUCGUGCCCCCGAGGUUAUCGCUCAGUGGGUAAAUUACAACGACACAGGCAAGUAUUGGUUCAUGCUUUUAGUUUCAAGUCACGGAUCAAAGCAACCGCCCGUUCUCUUGGAUAUCUGGUCGGUGGCAUGUAUUUUGGUUGAGAUGAAGACGCGCCAACCUCUAUUCUGCGGACAGAACCCUCUGGAGCAGUUGGUAGAGAUUUUGGCUGUCGUUGGCAAGCCAGAUGAGGGAUUCCAACGGAAAAUAACCAGUCAAAGUGCGCGUGACUUCAUAGAGUCAAUUGUGCUUCCUCCAAAGAGGGAAAUGGAGGAGAUCUUCCCUUGGGCUUCACUUGUGCUCUUGGACCUCCUCUCGAAGAUGCUGGUUCUCGAUCCGGAUCGUCGAUUAAAGGCGGCGGAGGCACUUGCCCACCCCUACUUUGCUGACUACCACGACGAAUGCGAUGAGCCAGAAGGCGAAUCAUAUUUAAAUUUUCACUUAUUGUCGUUUUACAACGUUAUUUUAGAACGAAAUUUUGUCCCUGUUGAACUAAAUCAACUCCGAUGGGACCUCCCAGACCGGUAUUCUUCCGUGAUGGUUGCUGGUCACGGUGCCUACGGUACAGUCAGUUCAGCGAGGGACGCACUUCUGCAGAGAGAAGUGGCAAUUAAGAAACUCGAUCGGCCCUUCGAAAACGCCGAAUUCGCCAAGCGAACCUACCGGGAGCUGGCCAUUCUGGCGCAGAUGGACCACGAAAAUGUGCGCUAUCGAACCUGUCAGUCGCGUCACCCGCUGUUGGUCAUUUGCCUCAUCGACGCAUUCACACCCCAAACCACGCUGGAAACCUUUAAAGACGUGUACCUUGUGACACCCCUGAUGGACGCCGACUUGGGAGCGAUCGUGGCCCAACAAGUGCUCACCGACGACCAGAUCUGCUUCCUCGCCUACCAAAUGCUUCGCGCUCUCAAGUACAUGCACGGCGCGCACAUCAUCCACCGCGACCUCAAGCCCUCCAAUAUAGCCGUCAACUCCGAUGUUGAGAUCCGCAUUAUCGAUUUCGGUCUCGCGCGCCAAAAGAACCACCUGAUGACGGGUUACGUGGCCACGCGGUGGUACCGCGCGCCCGAGGUCAUGCUCAACUGGAUGCACUACAACGACUCAGGUAAACACAGCCCUUGUUCUCCUUCUCCCACUUCAUCCAAUUUAAAGGAGGCAUUUUUGGCUCCCAACUCCCUUUUCACUAGAUCGACCGCACUGGAGUCUCAGCGAGCCGAAUUCACAGUCACAAUUGACGUCUGGUCCGUGGCCUGUAUUCUGGUCGAAUUGAAGACGCGCCAGCCGCUUUUCCGUGGGCUCAACCACAUUGACCAGGUGAAGCAGAUCAUGAGUAUCGUGGGAGCGCCGGACGAAGAGUUGAUGGCUAAGAUUACCAGCAGCAGUGCACGGGAAUUCAUCGAAAAACUCAACUACACUAGCAAAAAGGACCUUAAAGAUGCGUUUCCAUGGGCCUCGCCUGUCUUGUUGGAUCUCCUCUCCAAGAUGCUCGUUCUUGAUCCCGAUCGUCGGCUGACGGCAGCUCAAGCGUUGGCGCAUCCCUACUUUGCUGAGUACCACAACGAGAGUGACGAGCCUGUUGGGGAACCGCUCAACGACGAACUCAUCGACGCCGACAAUCUCACAGUGGAGGAAUGGAAAGAAGCCACGUGGAAUUUGCUGCGAAAUUUCAAGCCAAAACUUACUUCGUUGCGGCCCGUGGACAGCUGGUCAGUGGACUAA
This is a messenger RNA of Mesocestoides corti, 2322 nucleotides long. NCBI's taxonomy places the organism in Eukaryota, Metazoa, Platyhelminthes, Cestoda, Cyclophyllidea, Mesocestoididae. The record is from the annotation of a GenBank genome assembly.